AUGGACACCUCAGGGGCAGCAAGGGAGAUUCCGUUUUCCAAUGAAGAAGCUUUGGCUUUAUUUUUGGAUUUAAAGUUAUCCAAAGCUCAUGAAACUGGUGCGACUGUAAAACUGCAAUCAUUGUUGGAUCAUACCGCAACAAGAAUAGUGAAGGCCAUAAAUGAAGAAGACGUAUCCAAAUUUUCGGAAAAUUUGGAGCUAAUAGGAAAGUGGGGCUGUGAUGGGUCUUCCGGGCAAGCUCAAUAUAAGCAAGCCUUUUUAUCACCAUCACAGAGUGAUAGUCACAUGUUUAUGUGCCCUUUCGUGCCCAUUCAAAUAAAAGACGACCAAGGAUCAAUAUUUUGGACCAAUAAACAGCCAUCAUCCACCAAAUUUUGCAGACCGAUUUCUUUUGAAUAUGUCAAGGAAACCCCGGAAGUAUCAAAGAAAUACGUGGAGGACAUCAACGGCCAAAUAUUGAACUUACAAGAAUUCACAGCACACAAGGACGAUAAAAUAUUUAGGAUAAAAUAUAAUCUUUUAUCAACCAUGGUGGAUGGAAAGGUUGUACAGGUGAUGACAAAUACAUCAUUAUCGGCAUGUUGUCCAAUUUGUAAGGCGAGUCCAAAGGACAUGAACAUUUUGACAAAAAUCUCACAAAGGACCAUUUCUCAGGAGGCACUGCAAUAUGGACUUUCUAGUCUGCAUGCAUGGAUACGUUUCAUGGAAUGUAUCCUCCAUGUGGCUUAUAAAAUCCAAAUUAAAUGUUGGUCAGCCAGAACGGAGGAACACAAACUUAUAAAAAACAAGGAAAAACAACGAAUCCAGGAAGAAUUUAGGACACAGACAGGUCUUCUAAUAGACAUGCCCAAACAGGGGUCUGGGAAUACCAACGAUGGUAAUAACGCCAGAAGAUUUUUCGAAGAUCCGGAACUGACUGCUUCCAUCACCAAGGUGGAUGUGGAGCUGAUAAGGAGAUUUGCGACAAUUCUAAAAGCUUUGGCUUCGGGCAGAGAAAUCAAUGGGGACAUGUUUGAGGCAUAUGCAAUGGAAACAGCCGAGCUUUUUGUAUCCCUCUAUAAUUGGUUCUAUAUGCCAUCGUCAGUGCAUAAAAUAUUAAUACAUGGACGAAAAUUUAUAGAACAUUUUUAUGUACCGAUCGGACAAUUAUCAGAGGAGGCACAGGAAGCUCGAAAUAAAGACUACAAGUCGAUAAGGGAAAGUCACACAAGAAAAAUUUCCAGGAAGGCCACUAAUGAGGACCUUAUUAAUUUAUUAUUGGCAACAUCAGAUCCAGUCAUAUCUGCCAAAAGGGUAUUUAAUGCUAAGAAAAAUAAUUCUACUUUAGAUGUAGAUGUUUUAAAAUUAUUAAUAUAA
Molecule: messenger RNA, 1356 nt
Organism: Brassicogethes aeneus
Lineage: Eukaryota; Metazoa; Arthropoda; Insecta; Coleoptera; Nitidulidae
Source: the annotation of a GenBank genome assembly